Messenger RNA from Thalassophryne amazonica, 1365 nucleotides. It is a transcript of the gene rab25b, whose product is annotated as RAB25, member RAS oncogene family b. NCBI's taxonomy places the organism in Eukaryota, Metazoa, Chordata, Actinopteri, Batrachoidiformes, Batrachoididae. Gene Ontology annotation, cellular component: recycling endosome. The record is from RefSeq and is a predicted model, not a curated record. The transcript has 5 exons. Gene Ontology annotation, molecular function: GTP binding; GTPase activity. Gene Ontology annotation, biological process: exocytosis. Bases 220 to 852 code for a protein of 210 amino acids.
GAGCAACCUGAGUGCACACAGCAUGUUUUGUUUGAGCACGCCAGCUUAAUAUUAACUCGGCUAGGAGAGGGUAGUGAAUGGCAGAAAGCCUGCAGCUGACUUCGGUGUGUCACAACAUUAUUUGCUGAAGCCUGGCAGUUUGCUUGUGGUUUGAAUCAGUGUCAUCUUACAUCCUGAGUGCUGUGGCUGGGAAACACGGCACCACUGAAUGGACAGGACAUGGGGUCAGACGAGGCCUAUAAUUUUGUCUUUAAGGUGGUUCUGAUAGGAGAGUCUGGUGUAGGAAAAAGCAAUCUUCUGUCCCGCUUCACCAAGAACGAAUUUAACCAUGACAGCCGCACCACCAUUGGGGUGGAGUUCAGCACACGGACAGUGCAGAUCGGUGGCGUCACCAUCAAGGCCCAGAUCUGGGACACGGCCGGGCUGGAGCGGUACCGCGCCAUCACAUCUGCCUACUACAGAGGAGCGGUUGGAGCUCUGCUUGUCUACGAUAUCACCAAACACCUCACCUACGAAAGUGUGGCACGUUGGCUGAAGGAGUUGUAUGAACAUGCCACACCCAACAUUGUGGUUAUGCUGGUGGGCAACAAGGCCGACUUGGCCACGGAGAGAUCUGUGCCAACUGAGGAGGCCAAAGACUUUGCAGAUAAGAAUGGUCUGUUGUUUGUGGAGACUUCAGCCUUGGAGUCGACUAAUGUGGAGGUUGCAUUUAAUAGUGUCCUAGCAGAGAUUCACAAGAAGGGGAGCAAUAAGGAGCUGAAUCAGGGCUCUGUCAGUACUUUUUCCCUGAACAGUGCUGGAUCCAGAGGAGAAAGUGCAAAGGAGUCACAACCGUGCUGCAGGAACAUAUGAUCUGUCCGCUUCACAAACUCAAAGGCUUUGGGGUCAGUGAUGGGCAAAGUCCUUUUCACGCAUCCCUAUACAAGACCCCUUCUUAACAGGGGGAGGCUGACCAGGCGACGAUGGUUACCAAUAUUACUGAUCCCAGUGUUGGCACUUUGAAAUGACUCAUACACAGCUUGUACAAUUGGCAUGAUUUGUUUUGUUUUUUUAAACAUAUACACAUAUGUGUGUGUCGGAAAAAGCCUCAUCAGCCUCUUCAGAGUCCCUGUUGACUGUGUGAAGAAAGGUCAAAGGUGUUACCUGUGGGAUGUCCGUCAGUGCAGAGGUUGUGUUCAUCAUAUGUUUUAAAUGUAAAUGACACAUUGACACUUUCAUGUAUUCUUUAAAUUAAUAGUUUCAUUUCUGGCUAACAUUUUAAGUGCUGAGGGUGUUGUGCAUGCAUUGAGUUCUUCAGCUGAUCAUCUAAAAGGAGAUUGAUUCUUGUUUUUUUGUUGUGAAAUAAAUUAUUUACUGAGACAACUA